AUGCAGACCCGUUUUUUGGCUGCGGUCCCGACUGCUAGGGCCAUAGACAACGAUCCUCAUGGACCUCUUUUUAGAUGGUUGAGCCAGUUUCAGAUUGUCUCGUUAGGACAUCCCAAUGUUGAGUUGUCGGAGGCACAGAUUGACCGGUCCUUAGAGGCAUAUAUUCUUUGGCUGUUCGGCAAGACGAUGUUUACGGAGAACCACGUGACCACUGUCGAUGCACGACUCAUCGGUAUUGCACGAGAGAUAGCUGACGCACGUUGCCCCGCGGAUAUUCUACAGAGGAGUUUUGGUUCUGCUGUGUUAGCGGCUACGUACAGAGGCCUGUGCAAAGCUUGCUUGUUGAAGUCUAGAAAAUCUGGUGUUGUUGGAUGUCCAUUAUUGUUGCUGCUCUGGUCAUACGAGAGAUUCCCUAUUGGACGACCCUAUGUCUACAUUGAUAAACCUUUUGGUUUGGAGGACUUAGCUGGGGCUUAUGUGCCUGCUAUCGGCGACUUACCUACUAUGGGUUCUGUUUGGGCACGGCGAGAGAGACAGUUUGCACAUAGUCAGGUUAGGGGAUGCUACCCGUCCUUCACGGCGCAGUUUGAUAGUUUGCAUGAGGAUCAAGUUAUCUGGGAGCCAUACUCGGCUGAGGCUAUAUCAUCGAGGUACCCAGUUGGGAUUUCUGGAUUGUGCACUAGAGAUCGGCAUUUUUGGAUGACCAAGGCCAAGUUGGUGUUCGAUGUGACGGUUGAGGAGAUGUCUCUUCAUAGAGUAAUGAGACAGUUCGGUCUAUAUCAAGAGCCUGAGAUUCCAAAAAUUCCACAGUUGCCAGAGCACGUGCACAAGGACAGUCGCCUAGGAGGAAACAAGUCCAUGGAUUACUGGCUUAAGAGCAUUACCCCUUACGUUGACGAAUGGACUACCGCUGCGACAAAUACCUGGGGUGAGGGUCGGGCCUUUAACUGGCAAAUGUUCGGGUUGUAUCUGCAGCGUUACCGGCAUACAACAAGGAUCUACUUGGUUCCAUCAGCUGCUCCUGAUCAGAUCGAAGCCCCUCUCACCAGCGAUAUGUACCCAACUGCCUCUGUUGUGGGAACCAGACACCACGCGGGUGACUUGACAGUACAGGCGCGAGAGGAGGUUUCCGCUUUAAUGCGGCGCUUUCAGAGGGGAGAAACUAUCCCACCGCGAGAGGGCGUCUCAUGGUUGAGGCGUCUUGAUGACAAGCUACGGGGGAUUUACGCUGCUGUUACGUGUAGACGGUCUUCGGAUGUUGCACUUCCUCCUCCAGCACAUCGUCCGCCACGUCCCUCUGUACAGCAUUCAGAACCACGAUCCUCUGUGCAACGUUCACAACCACGACCUUCUGUGCACCGUGCAGAACCUCAUCCUUCACAGCCAGGGAGCUCUUCCAGGCAUGAGCCACCUCCUUCACAGCCAGGGAGCUCUUCCUGGCAUGAGCCACCUCCUUCACAGCCAGGGAGCUCUUCCUGGCAUGAGCCACCUCCUUCACAGCCAGGGAGCUCUUCCUGGAAUGAGCCACCUCCUUCACAGCCAGGGAGCUCUUCCUGGAAUGAGCCACCUCCUUCACAGCCAGGGAGCUCUUACUGGCAUCAGCCACCUCCUUCACAGCCAGGGAGCUCUUACUGGCAUCAGCAGAUGGAACUAGGCGGCAACCUGUCGCAACCGUUCAUGCAUUCAGAGCAGUCACCCAUCCUUAGUGGUGGUGCUGAUUACUUUGAGGGCGACCGCGAGGAUGAUGACCAUGCUACAAACAUUUAUGGCUUCUCGCAGACAGUGUUUCACACUCCACCACCACCACCGACGCAGGAGACACAGACCGUGACAGACGAGGUUAACUAUGGUCGUGGUUAUCGCGAUCCUCGUCCACCGCCUCAGCGCUUAUCGCCUUCCGGUCCUCGCCCGAGGAAGACCCAGACUCGUCGCCGUCCCCCGCAGUGA
This is a messenger RNA of Triticum aestivum (bread wheat), 1947 nucleotides long. RefSeq lists its product as uncharacterized. Gene Ontology annotation, biological process: meristem maintenance; meristem development. The transcript is spliced from 6 exons. The record is from RefSeq and is a predicted model, not a curated record. The coding region runs from base 1 to 1947 and encodes 648 amino acids. Lineage: Eukaryota; Viridiplantae; Streptophyta; Magnoliopsida; Poales; Poaceae.